This is a messenger RNA of Myodes glareolus (Bank vole), 3217 nucleotides long. It is a transcript of the gene Plekhn1, whose product is annotated as pleckstrin homology domain containing N1. NCBI's taxonomy places the organism in Eukaryota, Metazoa, Chordata, Mammalia, Rodentia, Cricetidae. Gene Ontology annotation, molecular function: phosphatidic acid binding; phosphatidylserine binding; phosphatidylinositol phosphate binding. Gene Ontology annotation, biological process: response to hypoxia; 3'-UTR-mediated mRNA destabilization; positive regulation of apoptotic process. The record is from RefSeq and is a predicted model, not a curated record. Gene Ontology annotation, cellular component: cytoskeleton; mitochondrial membrane.
AAGCUACAUUAAUUUCUGAGGCUGCACAAUGGCACUUUUUCAUCCAAAUGGAGCAGAGACAGGUGUCUCUGUUGACAAAUAGAGACAGUCUGUUUACCAUAGUUCUGAGGCUCCUAUGCUCUAGGGCUAUGGGGUGCAUGAGAAAGAUGGACCCCUUACUUUAUCAUAUCUCUCUUGAGAACCUGGGAGGCAUGUGGCCUCUUUCCUACAUUUGGUUAAGCUUUGAGAACCCUGACUUGGGUCUGAGUGGGGGUUGGCCCAGGCAGGAGAGAACCUGGGGAAGGGUUCUGGCCUCCCUUUAUAUGGAGUAGCUGAAAGUGAGCACACUCCCCCUACAGUCACCAGUGACUCAGACCAGCUGGGAUUCAUGUGGAAACAGGAUGUAUAUGCCCUGGCAGGGGCGGGGCAACUGGGUGGAAGGAUCCCUGUGCUCAUAGAACUCCAUCAUCCAGGCACUUACUGUCUGAACCAGGUAGACAGCGUGUAUACAGACCAGGCCCUCCUAGCCAGGCCUAUACAGACUGCUGAGGUUAGGGUCCUAGACCAGUCAGGAAAUGACUGCCUCACACCAAUCCGCCUACCUAGGACCUAGAAAACCUGGGCCCUCACUGGAAGGUUUCCUUCAGAAAGGGCCCAACCCGGGCCCAGAGAGAAGACUCCUCCUGCCCCAGGGUAGGGGCAAGACGUCUUAUGGUCACGCCCACUGGCGGGAGGUGUUAGCAGACGGGACCGAGGACUCAGACCUGUCUACCUUCGCAGCCCAAGCUAGCAGCUGCCAUCCAUGGGGAACAGCCACUGCGUCCCUCAGACUCCCAGGAGGCUACGAGCCUCCUUUUCCAGAAAGCCCUCGCUCAAGGGAAACAGAGAGGACAGCUCCAGGAAGCUGGCCGGCCUGUUUGGCACCGAGGCUAGGCCUGAUGGGGACACCGCGGCUAACAAGAUCUUCCACUACAUCCCCGGGACGGACAUCCCGGGCCUGGAAAAUCAGCCAGAAAAUCUGGAACAGCCAUUCCUGAGUGUUUUCAAAAAGGGGUGGCGGAGGACACCCGUGAGGAACCUAGGCAAGGUUGUGCACUAUUCCAAGGUUCAGCUGCGGUUUCAGCACAGCCAGGACAUCAGCGACUGCUAUCUAGAGCUGUUCCCCUCCCACCUGUACUUCCAAGCCCAUGGUUCUGAAGGACUUACAUUCCAGGGGCUGCUACCACUGACAGAACUGAGCAUCUGCAGGAUUGAUGGGUCCAGAGAGCAUGCCUUCCAGAUUACAGGUGUGUGGAGAGUGCUGGCCUGGCCACCACUGGACCAGGACCCCUUGGAGAGGAGACUUUCCUGUGAGCUUCUAGGAGCUCUAAGCUUUGCCCCAGCCCACUUGACUCUUCUGCCCCCAGGCCCACUGCCUGCCCCGCUCCUUGUCCUCUGCCACAGUGAAGCUGAGCUCAGCCACUGGCUUUACCAUCUGGAGAAGCAAAUGGCUCUCUUGGGGGGUCUGCAACGCUGCCACUCAAGCCCCCCACAGAGUUCCCUAGGGGAUGAACUCCCCUGGACACGGCUAUGGAGAGUAUCCGGGUGUGAAUCCAUGGGCAGCGCAAUCUGUGCCUCAAGGGUCAAGCUGCAGCAUCUACCCUCUCAGGAGCAGUGGGACCGGAUUCUGGUACUAUACCCAGCAUCCCUGGCCAUCUUCUCUGAGGACCCAGAUGGACUUACCUUUAAGGGGGAGCUUCCGCUAAGUGCCAUCCACAUCAACCUAGAAGAGAAGGAAAAGGAGAUCCGCUCCUUUCUCAUCGAAGGUCGCCUCAUCAACACCAUCCGCGUGGUAUGUGCCAGUUACGAGGAUUACAGUCAAUGGCUGCUGUGCCUCCGGACUGUCUCUCACAGGGAUGGGGCCCACCUGCUGUCUGGCCCAGAGAAUUUCCCAGGACUACAUGGACCAACAAAGGCUGUGAGUAGAGGCCGAGGUCCACUCUCUUUCAAUGGACGAACCAGCUGGAAAUUAGAGUGUCCAGUGCUCCCCACCAGCCAAUCCCUCCCUGAAUCUUCAAUGCCAACCACUAUAGGCUUCCCUGCCCAGCCUGUACCUAACCAGACCAACUCUAACUGUGUCAGCACUGGUCGAAAGAAGACAGAGCUGAGGCACAGUGGGAGUAGCCAGUCACCCAGGGGCUCAGCUGUCCCACUGCCCCUGCACCUGGACCUAACUAAGGUGAGUGUGCUGGACUUAGACAACAGCUCAGAGGCUCAGGACCACUCUUCAGAUAUCCCACACUCCCCGCUGUAUGCUGAUCCCUACACACCACCAGCUACAUCUCACCGCAAGAUUACGGACCUCCAAGGCCUAGAUGAGCAGUUCUUCUGUGCGAUGCAGACAUCACCUGGACCUGAGCUAUCAAGCCCGUUCCCCUCAGUCUCCGUGUCUGUGCCUGUCUCUGACUCCUCCAGCUCUCCUAGGCCUCUGGGCUCCCAUUUGCUCUCCAAGAAAGGUGCCCUGCAAUCCAGAGCUUCCCAGAAACACCGGGGUUCCAUCAAGAACAGAGGGCCACGGCCUUCAGACCUCCCUCAGCUUGUCACCCCUGCCAGAGAAAGUACACCGAGUUCCCUGCCACCUCCCCCAGAUGAAGAGGCUCCCACCUGGAACAAGACUUCCUCUCCCUCCCCCCAGAAGUGGCCACAACUCAGGAAGACUCCAGUGGAGAUGGGACUCAUCCAGUGGAUCUAAUGAGCCCCAGGUGGGCUACUUCUUGGAAACAUAACCAGCCAUCACCAACCUGGACAAGGGUAUGCAGCCAUACCAGUCCUGUGACCUACAUUAAAUCCACCAGGGCCUCACCCUAACAGGUUGAGUCUCUAGAACUCUGAGGAUAGAAGCACCUCUCACCAGGUUCUAACUCAUCAGCUUUAGCAGCUAAAGCAACUAAGAGAACAAACCAGUGAGGGACAUCAGUGAGAUCCUGGAUAUCCCCAGGCUUAUAUCUUUAGGGAAGAAAGAAUGAAAGUACUAGGAACAGGUCUUAGAACUGGGGCACUGCAUGAGUGUGAAAUUCAAAGCACUAGAAAAGUCAGGUUGUCAAACUCAGCAUGUGACGUCAGAGGACACGAGGGCCAGAGGUCAGGAGGGUGACAGCUAUCACAAGAAGCAGAGGAGUAUCAGAAGACCUAGUACUGCUGGGUGCGUAGGGUAAGGCUGGUCAGAAAGAUUAACACCAUAAACAAGAAAAAGACUUUA